GUCAUUGUUGAAGGCAGUGGGUCGUCAGGAAACCAAGGAGACAUUGCCAUUGACGACGUGUCACUUGUAGAUGGUGCUUGUACAUCUGUUGGAGCUAAUAAUUCUGUCAACUCUCUGGCCUGUGAUUUUGAGCUAGAGGACAUCUGUGGUUAUACUAACGCUCAGGAGAAUUAUAUGAACUGGAGCAGAAAUGUCGGUUUUGGAAUUGCGGGCGUAUCGCUUGAUCAUACAACAAGGACAGCUGGAGGAGCUUUCAUGGCAAUAAGUGGAUAUGUCAAUUGGCACGGAGCAUUGAGAUCCAUAAAAGUCACAGCUCAGGGCUUGUACUGUCUGUCAUUCUUUUAUCGUCAACAUGGUGCAAUGGUAGGAAUGCUGUCAGUCUCACUGGUGGAUACUAUUGAAAAUUCCAUCACUCAGUUGUGGAUGGUGGAAGUAAAUAUUCCACUGGAUCAGUGGGACAAAGCUCAGAUUUCUCUCAAUAUAUCCAGCGUCGUACAGGUGUCCUUUGAUGCUAUAAUGUCUGGAGAAGCAGGCAGCCUGUCUAUUGAUGAUAUCAGCAUCACAAAUGGUUCUUGUGAAACACCACGUAAGUUAUUUAGUGAACUGCAGCUUUGA
This is a messenger RNA of Candidula unifasciata, 615 nucleotides long. Lineage: Eukaryota; Metazoa; Mollusca; Gastropoda; Stylommatophora; Geomitridae. The record is from the annotation of a GenBank genome assembly.